Messenger RNA from Paramecium octaurelia, 1153 nucleotides. NCBI's taxonomy places the organism in Eukaryota, Ciliophora, Oligohymenophorea, Peniculida, Parameciidae. The record is from the annotation of a GenBank genome assembly.
AUGUGUAUAUUGGAAAAUUAAUUAAUUAAAUUUCAAAAAUACAGAAGAAUUAGCAAUGGUUUUAAAAAUUUUAUAAGUCUUUAUUAGUCUAGAGGAGGACCCAAAAAUUAAGUGCUUUAUGACGGAGAUAAAAGGAACUCCAUCAGAACAUACAAUGGUAGCUAUUAUUAAUUUAAUAUUUGCCAGAUAACUCAAACAACAGACAAGGAUUCAAAAUCGGAUGGGACAUUGAUCAAUCUAGAAAGGGAGACACCAAAAUAGCAGGAAAAGUGGGGCAAGAUCAAAGAAAUUCAUACAUCCCCCAAUAUCAAACACAAACCUAUGUGCCAGUUGUGGAAGUAUUCAAUAACAUAAUUAGUAAAAUCAAGAUGACGAUUACAUGAAGUAGUUGUAUCUUCAAGAAAUGAACAAAAAACAAGAGCUCGCUGCCUUGUAUAAGCAACCCGAGUAAUACUACUAGGAUGCUUUGGAUGGUUAUAAUAAUGGAAAACAAUAUUCAAAUAAUAAUAACCCUUCCAACACUUAUGAACAACCAUAAUUGUUACAAUAAUCCAACAAAUACGAUCACUACCAAUAACCAAAUGUCGAAGAGGAACAGCUCUAUUAUAAGGUAUCUUAUAUAAUAAUGUGUUUAGUACAAAUAAGGAAACAGUGGAAGUAAGCAGUAGAAUACUGGUAAACCACCAGUAGCCUAAUAUCAUCCAAUUACAGGAUAGGCUUAUGAGAAUGCCUACACUAAUUAAAGAGUUCAAGAGCCCUAACAAUAAUAGCAGUAGGAUGAUGCACUUAGUUAAUUUAGUUAAUGUAUUGAGAAUGUUUACCUUCAUUAGUGCAACAACACAAAGUAACCUCGAUGAAGAACAAAAGUUCGAAUAUCUUCAACACGGAUAUUCAGGAGACUGAGAACAUUAAUCAUAAUAGACAAAAUAGCAGAGUCUUAAAUAAGAGGAAAGAAAUGGACGAUGCUCAGUAUAAGGGAUAUGGUAUGAGAUAUGAAGUGAUCUUAUUUUUUAGGCCAGUUCUACAAGAAUCCUAUUGAGGCAGUCCCCACUCAAUACAGGGAGUAAAAGUUUGUUAAUAGGAACAUGAUUGACAAUCAGAUAUUUCCAAAAUGAUUAUAUAAUUGCAUUAUAAUUAUAUAAAUUAAUUUAAC